Letharia columbiana is the source of this 306-nucleotide messenger RNA. RefSeq lists its product as uncharacterized. The record is from RefSeq and is a predicted model, not a curated record. Lineage: Eukaryota; Fungi; Ascomycota; Lecanoromycetes; Lecanorales; Parmeliaceae. The coding region runs from base 1 to 306 and encodes 101 amino acids. The transcript has a single exon.
AUGUCUUCCACCACAAUCAGCCUCCUUGCAGACCCUACCGCCGAUAGAUACAGCAUCACACGAUCCCCUAUCGCCCUCGUAGGAUGGCCCGAGAGUGCAACUACCAGCGCAUUAACCACAUCAAGUGCUCCCAACACCGAUUACCCAGAGACAGCGGAACCUUGGGAGGAUAUUUGGGCGGUUCUGGCGGUUGUUGUCCUAGGAAUAGCUGUCUCGAUCAUCUUGUUCAUCGGUUAUCUCUUCAUCAGAGCCAAAGUGAGGGCUAUCAGAGAUCAGCGAGACCGACGUCUUCGAGCGGAGACGUAG